AUGACUGGAGGAAGGAACAGUACAACCAUUGUGAAGUUCAUUCUCUUGGGAUUCUCUGAAUUUCCAAAGUUCACUAUUGCCCUUUUCUCAGUAUUCCUAGGGAUCUACCUUGUGACUGUGUCCUGGAAUGUGAGCCUCAUUGCCCUCAUCAGGAUGGACUCUCAUCUGCAUACACCCAUGUACUUUUUCCUCAGUAGCCUGUCCUUUUUGGACAUAUGCUAUGUUACCACCAUAGCCCCCAAAAUGCUCUCAGACUUCUUCAAGAAGCAUAAAUUCAUCUCUGUUAUGGGGUGCACCAUGCAGUACUUUUUCUUCUCUAGCCUGGGUCUAACUGAAUGCUGUCUUCUGGCAGCCAUGGCCUAUGAUCGAUAUGCUGCCAUUUGUAACCCUCUGCUUUACACAGCCAUCAUGUCCCCAAACCUCUGUGUGCAAAUGGUGGUAGGAUCUUAUACAACAGGGUUCCUUGGCUCAUUGAUCCAACUGUGUGCUUUGCUUCAGCUCCAUUUCUGUGGACCAAAUGUCAUCAAUCAUUUCUUCUGUGACCUACCCCAACUACUGAUUCUAUCCUGCUCUGACAUCUUUUUCUUUCAAGUUUUGAUCUCUGUGCUCACAGUGAUAUUUGGAUUCAUGUCUGCCUUAGUUAUCACGAUAUCUUAUGGUUAUAUUGUUGGCACCAUUCUGAAAAUCACAUCAGCUGAGGGCAGAUUCAAAGCUUUCAACACUUGUGCCUCUCACCUGACAGCAGUGACUCUCUUCUUUGGCUCAGGUAUCUCUGUUUAUAUGUAUCCUAACUCUGGUGAUUCCCUGAGCCAAAAUAAGUUGGCAUCAGUCUUAUACACAACCAUAAUUCCCAUGCUAAAUCCAUUGAUCUACAGCCUGAGGAACAAGGAAAUCAAAGAUGCCUUAAACAAAUGUAAGACGAGAAUCUUCUCCUGGAAUUACUAA
Molecule: messenger RNA, 945 nt
Organism: Carlito syrichta (Philippine tarsier)
Lineage: Eukaryota; Metazoa; Chordata; Mammalia; Primates; Tarsiidae
Product: olfactory receptor 1440-like
Exons: 1
Coding region: 1-945 (314 amino acids)
Biological process (GO): sensory perception of smell; G protein-coupled receptor signaling pathway
Cellular component (GO): membrane
Molecular function (GO): G protein-coupled receptor activity; olfactory receptor activity; odorant binding
Source: RefSeq, a predicted model, not a curated record